AUCACCGUCUCUGCCUGUCGCCAAACCAUCUUACGCUAUCAUCGAGCUCCAAUUAUAUCAAGCAUUCUCCGGUUUCAAUCGUCUCAUACCAGUGGUCCUGCUGGGUUGUAGACUGCAAAUUAGAUGACAAAAGCGAUGGGAUAGCAUGACUUCCCAGGCCACGAGAAUUGAUGACCAAGAAUCUCGUAUUCGCUCAACAGCACUUCGCCAUGCUACCGAGAUCCAAGACAGAAAGAAACUACAGACUCGGAUUGCUGAUCUAGUAGUAGAAGUAUUCGAACUGCCUUCUAAGCCAGAUGCUGAUCCGGCCCACCCAUUACCAUCAGACGCUUCCCUUUUCAAGCAAUGCCUGGGAUUGUUCCAAGAAUCAGAUCUCGAUGAUCUUAUCUACGAACGGAACGUAGACAACAGAUGCGGCUAUGCCCUCUGUCCCAAACCAAAUCAGAGACUUUCACAUACUGGCAACUUGGUCUGGAAUAAAAAGGGCGGAAAGGACUUUAAACUUGUCAACAAGGCGGAAAUGGAGAAAUGGUGUUCAUCUCUUUGUGCAGAGAGAACAGCUUUUGUCCGUACUCAGCUUGGGACCGGACCAGCUUGGCUGAGAGAUAUAACGACAGUCGGCAUCAAGCUAUUCGAUGAAUUUGACACUGAGAACCUUGCUGAAUCUUUAAAUGCUUUAUCUGUUGCCAAAAGAUCAGAAGACGAAGUGGCAGAGAAAAUGCAGGCGCUUGCACUUGAACGUGGAGAGGUCAAAAUCAACCGGAAUGAUGAAGGAGUCGCCCUCAUCGAAAAGUCGAGCGAUGAGGUUCCAAAAGCACCAUCUUUGAUGUCGCAACAGCAGGGUACCAUUGAGGGUCACCAACCACGAAAGUUCCGCCAGAGGCCGUGAGCAGAUGAUGUUGAGAGAACUUCCGCGUUUUGAAGAAAUCGCAUAAAGAAGAAUAAUUCGAUGUCCACAAUGUUAGCUGGCGGAGGUAUGCAACCUGGGAUAUUUCCGCUGUUGUCACAUAGAAUAGCGGCGGUCUGUAGAACAGCCCGGACUCAGUAGAGCCCCGGCCACACUUGUAUCAUCUUCCGUGAGCAGGCGUUCAGCCUACGAAUCUCCAACCCAAUGUGCGGCGCUGCGUGGAGAUAUUGGAUGGCCCAAGCCCUUCAGAAAC
Exophiala oligosperma is the source of this 1160-nucleotide messenger RNA. RefSeq lists its product as uncharacterized. The record is from RefSeq and is a predicted model, not a curated record. Gene Ontology annotation, cellular component: nucleus; cytoplasm. Bases 146 to 889 code for a protein of 247 amino acids. The transcript has 2 exons. NCBI's taxonomy places the organism in Eukaryota, Fungi, Ascomycota, Eurotiomycetes, Chaetothyriales, Herpotrichiellaceae. Gene Ontology annotation, molecular function: RNA polymerase II CTD heptapeptide repeat phosphatase activity; RNA polymerase core enzyme binding.